CCUCCAACCGCGGCGUGCUCGCCCAGCACGCUGUCAACUGCCCCAGCGCCCGGCCUAAUUUCUGAUUUCUCGUGAGAUAGGGCUGCCUGCCCUCUGCGCCGCCAAUGCAGUGUCGCACAUUAGUACGAUGCACCUUGUUGUUCCAGUUUGGCGUUGCACAAUAUAUCUUCAGCAAUAGAAAUGACUUGUCUUUUCUCCUCUUCCAAACCCUGCUACGUCCGACUCCACUCCAACCAGCGUGGUCUGCCAAUCCCGUAGAAUCUCUGAAAAGCAUCGAACGACCUCAAGCAGCGCCGCGUACGUGUACAAAGACCUCUGCCGUAGCGCUGUCCAAGUACAUUAUUCCCAGCCAUACUUCUACCUCCCCUGCCCGCUGCCGCAGAACCAUCAACAACUGCGGCACGGCGCAAACGACUGAUCGCCCAGAAUGUUAUCAGCGUCCCAGCGGCCUCCCAAUUGGAACUCUUCCCGGCAGGCGGGCUGAUCCGUAACCGCUGCAAGUCCAGGGAUGGCAACCUGGGUUUGAAUCCAGAGCCGCGGCGACCUCGUGCCGGCAUGCCUAUCACGGGCUUGCAGAGGCACACGAGCUCUUACCUCUGGACGCCGUUGCGCCUUCACGAGCUGGAAAGCGUGCUUUCGCGCUCGCAGGCCAUCGGGGCUCGUUAUCGCGUCGUCGAUGGGAAUUGAACAACUCAUCGUCAUGAGA
Molecule: messenger RNA, 706 nt
Organism: Mytilinidion resinicola
Lineage: Eukaryota; Fungi; Ascomycota; Dothideomycetes; Mytilinidiales; Mytilinidiaceae
Exons: 1
Coding region: 105-491 (128 amino acids)
Source: RefSeq, a predicted model, not a curated record